AUGGAGCCGGAGGACUCUCCGCGACUUCCCCGAGACCCCGCCCCACCUGCGCACCGCCACCUGGCGUCUCCGCCCAGACACGCACGGCCAGGUGGCCCCGCCCCUCGGGCUGCGCCCAAUGAGACGUCCCCGCUGGACUCCGCCCCGUGCGGCCCCGCCUUAUUCGCCAGAGGCCCCAGCCAGGGACACCCACCACCUGCUGCAAUGCGCACCUGGAUAGUCCUGCUCCUGCUGUUGGAAGCCUGCGCAGGGGUGGCGACCCAAUCUCUCCCUCCUGCUGCGGGACACUGGAGGGCACAGGAGAACAAGGUGCUGGGGGGUCAGAAGUGCGAGCCCAGUUCGCAGCCCUGGCAGACGGCCUUGUUUCAGGGCAGCCAGCUGUUAUGCGGGGGUGUCCUCAUAGAUGACUACUGGGUCCUCACGGCAGCCCACUGUAAAAAACCGAGGUACACGGUCCACUUGGGAGAGCAGAGCCUGAAGGACAGGAAAGGGCCAGCGCAAGAAAAGGCUGUGGCCCAGUCCAUCCCACACCCCUGCUACAACGGCAACAACGACGACCACAGCCAUGACCUGAUGCUCCUUCGGCUACGUGAUCCAGCGUCCAGAGGGCCCACAGUGAAGCCCAUCAAUCUGACAGAUCACUGCCCUCAAGUUGGCCAGAAGUGCACCAUCUCGGGCUGGGGCACUGUCACCAGCCCCGAAGAGAAUUUUCCUGAGACCCUCAACUGUGCAGAUGUAGAAAUCUUUCCCCAGAAGCGGUGUGAAGAUGUCUACCCUGGGAAAGUCACAGAGGGUAUGAUCUGUGCAGGUGACAGCAGCGGGGCUGACUCGUGCCAGGGUGAUUCCGGGGGCCCACUGGUGUGUGGUGGCGUUCUCCAAGGUAUCACAUCCUGGGGAUCGGACCCCUGUGGGCAGCCCCAGAAACCUGGCGUCUACACCAACCUCUGCCGCUACCUGGAUUGGAUCAAGAAGACCAUGGGCAGCAGGAGCUUAGCCUAG
Molecule: messenger RNA, 999 nt
Organism: Miniopterus natalensis
Lineage: Eukaryota; Metazoa; Chordata; Mammalia; Chiroptera; Miniopteridae
Source: RefSeq, a predicted model, not a curated record